Vitrella brassicaformis is the source of this 3480-nucleotide messenger RNA. The record is from the annotation of a GenBank genome assembly. NCBI's taxonomy places the organism in Eukaryota, Vitrellaceae.
UAGGAAUUGACAACACGCGUCACGCACAGCUGGCCAACAUUGUGUAUACAUAAACUGCGAUUGACUACACUGCAGGACAUGGAUCCCCAUCCGUCUCACCCUUUUGUAACUCUCUCGGCUGCAAUCGGAAAGACAAUGCCGAAGAAGGGGAUUUGGCUCAUGAGUUGUCUCCUUACCUAUGGAUGAGACAAACCCCCGCAGCACUCUUGCCAUCUUCGGAUCCUGUAGGCACAAAACGCCGGACAUAAACGUCCUGAGCCGGGAUGGACUACUGCUUCUAUUUGACCAGUGAGCUGAGUUUAUCGAUGAUUGGUGCUAACAUAUCCACGGCUUGCAGAGGGUCGACAGACACCUAAACACCAAAGAAGGGCAAUGUACCCGUGUUGCAGUCGUCUGUCCGCAGGCUGUAUCACCUUGUCUUGAAUGAGCGCCAACACGUUCUGCGUUGACGGUGUGCGACUGCGGAAGUACUGCGUUAACGCUAAGAUACACACAAACAAAAGAGAGCAACCAUAGCGUGGCCUUGACUUAUGCCAACGGUCUCGAGCUUACCAUCAGCUUGUGUCUCGGUGUCAGCUGCUCGACUGCUCCGCGCCCCCCCGUUCUCAACAAUGAAUCGCCGCACAACGUCCUCACCCUUGUGGGCUUGUGUGGCUCCAUCGGAAAGGUACCCCAGGUACAAAUUGCCGUUCGACGGAGACGCGCGAUCGACGCUGACGCCGUACGCUGGGGCCGCUUUUGUCCUGUCAUCGCUUGCAAAGGGGCUCUUUGACGGAAGAGCCUCCAGAAUGCUCAUACUGACAUGCAGCCGGAAAGAAAAGGAGAGGGGAGUUUGUGUUUCUGUGUCUUUCUGUGCUAACGCCUGAGCCGCCUUUCCCUCGUCUCCAUUAAUGUGUUGCGGGGGGACUCCGUUGACGGAGUCCUCCAUCUGCUGCGCCAUCAUCGACAGCUUGCCAAACGUCUCUUCGUCCAGAGAUCUGGAGACGCAAAGAGAAUGGCGAAGAGUACUUGGAUGUGUGACAACUGUGUACCUGAGGCGGUCUAAGAUCGGCCGCAAUUUGAUAAGUUUGUCCUCCGUGUCCUCACUAGGUAAAAGUUGAAGCAGCACAGCCAUGCACAGGACAGAGAUAAUUGGUACAACACAUUCUUUUUUGUCCUCCUCUUCUACCGUGCGGGAAGCUCUUUUGAGCGGUCUGCAGCAAGACAUCGGCGGCCUGGCUCUUGGCAUGGCGCAAUUCGGUGGAGAGCUGCACAUGACUGCCCGAAACACCGGCCAGGGCCUUUUGAAUCGAAUUGAAUGCUGACAUGUCCUGAACAGACAGACGAGACACGUGAAGAAAGCUGGCAUUCCUUUCCUGCUUUGCCGACGAGGCUUGAGAGUUCUGUUAGAACUGGCGUCAGCUCUGCCAUCAGGGAGGCGGUGUCCAUAGGCUUUUCACUGCUCUCUUGCAAGAGGGAUGGUCUGACACCCCGCGCGUCUUCUUUUCUCCCUUUCUUGGUCAGGACCGAAGCAAGGCCAGACUUGCCAAGCAGCCCCUGGACACACACAGGCAGCCGGAAGUACACAGCACAACUGUACGAGAACGGUUGGUGUACCUUGACGAUCGAGUAGGCGGCCGGGUUGGCUGCCUUGAGUGCUGCCAGUGGGUCUGCCCCUCCAUGUGCGCGAUGGGAAUUGAUUUGCAGCAAGAGAUUGCCGAAGAAGGAGGCCCUUAGCAGGCGCUUCACGGUGGCAUAUAGACCUGAGAACAAAAAGGGGAUAAAGGCGCUGGAUAAGUUGGUGUGGUUUGGUCGCGACGACGUGCCUUCGACGGUGGACGGCGGCUCCUGGUGUGAGAGGCGAAUGGCCAUCGAUCGCUGAAGAAAGGAGCGGGCCUGACACACACCGACGCAUUGGAGAGAGGCGAAUGCCCAGAGCGAACGGCUGUACCUUUCCGCUUGGAUUUUUCUGAUGUGCCCACAUGUUGGCCAGCAGUUUUGCGACGAGGGCAUAUGCCGCAGGGUCCGUGCGCUGCAACAAAGCGGGGCCAGAUCAUGAGAACGGCAUCAGGUGCAAUUGCCUUGCCUUCAGCGGUGCAAGCUCCUCCAGAUUCGGGACGUUCACCGAUGAAAUAUUCGCGCCCAUCUACAGUGAGACGCAUCGAAGACAUGAGAUGGCAACACGUAGUGGCAGUACCGAUGGCGCCCCUGACCUGCAGGAGAAUAUUAGGCCGGUGCCUGGAUAAGUUGAGACCCAGUUGAGACUUCAUCAGCAGCGCCUAAAUUAACAUGUCAGCUUGAUAUUCCCAAGACGUGUCUCUGUGCGUGUGUGUGGGCGUACUUUGACUAUGGCAUAGGCAGCAGGAUUAGCCUGCUGCAAAGGGGCGAGGGGAUCCGUCGGGUCAAUGACGACACUGCAGAAGGCGGCAGGAACUGUUACGUGUCAGCAACUGUGUGCACGUCUGCUUCUACCCUUUUCGUUGUAAAAAUGCCGGAGGGCUGAGGAGCUUGCCCAGUGCGCUGUUCCGCAGGAUUCUUUCAACCAAUGCGUACGCCUGAGGGUCGUGGGCCUUGAGAGGCGACAAUGGGUCGGCCGUCACUGGAAGAUGGAAGCAGCGACUUAAAUGAGGGUGAAAUGCCCGUAUUUUUGUUCGCCUUACACUGCAAGAGGCUCUGAUACUUGAUCCUAUCGGCUGACAUCCAGAAGAAAACGACGAAGGAAGUCAUCCUGCGAGGCGCUGAUCACAUUUGUGUGUACCAUAGAUAGUUGCCACGUGGGAUUUGGAGCUUUUUAAUGCGGCAAUGAGGGCGUCGAAGGCUUUCGGGUCCACCAAGCGGAUGGCUGCCAUCGGAUCGUCCGUGACUGCAAAGGCAGAAGGGACAUCCAGCACACGUAACCGGGAAGCCGACGUGUGUUACUUUGCAGGAACGACAGAUCAUCGUGUUCGACGCCGUGCCUCUUUGCAAUGGGGUCGAAUCCCAUCUCCUGCUUCAGCAGAAGGGAGUGAACGAUAGAGUAGGCGGACGGGUUCUCCUGAGGACCCGCGAACAAACAAGAUACCAUUGAAUGCAGUAAAAGACACACUUGCACUCACCCGCCUCAGCUCGGCAAGAGGGUCGCCUGUGGCUUCAUCGUGGUCGGCCUCUUGGAUGAAAGCGGUCUCGAUCUGGCCUUUGCGUUCGUGGCUGUCAUUGUAGAGGAGCCCCAGAUCAGACUUCGCGAGCAGCGCCUUGACGAGCUGGUAUGCCGCAGGAUUCGCCUGACACAAUGAAAGCAGCAAAAAGUAAGGCCAAUGUUGUGUGUUCGGCUGAGAUCUACUUUUCUGAGAGGCUCAACAGGGUCCGCUGACGCCUCUGUUGCACCGCAGAGAUGACACCAACAACCUACAACAACCACGCCAAACAGGCGUGCAGUGGCAAAAGAUCUGCAAGAUCUGCAGGGGAGUGCAAGUUUCUCUUCCUGCAGCCGUACCAGGCCAACAAAACGCAUCGUCAUCUGGC